Molecule: messenger RNA, 1266 nt
Organism: Fomitopsis serialis
Lineage: Eukaryota; Fungi; Basidiomycota; Agaricomycetes; Polyporales; Fomitopsidaceae
Exons: 3
Coding region: 1-1266 (421 amino acids)
Source: RefSeq, a predicted model, not a curated record
AUGUCGGUAACACCAGAUAUACUGCAUCAAGUAUAUCAGGGUGUCUUUAAACACCUCGUUUCUUGGUGUCACGACCUUCUAGGGCCUACAGAACUAGACCGCCGUCUCCGCUCCCUUCCUCCCGCGUUCGGCGUCCGCCACUUCAAACACGGGAUUUCUUCGCUGGCGCAGGUAUCCGGGAAGGAACGCAAAGAGAUGGCGAAGGUGCUCUUGGGGUGCUUGAUAGGGAAGAUCCCGAAGCCCGUCAUGAUCGCGUUUCGCUCACUGUUAGAUUUUAUCUAUCUUGCACAGUAUCCCACCCACGAUGACGACACCCUACGCUACCUCACCGACGCGCUCGACACUUUCCACAAGCAUAAAGACGUCCUUGUCAAGCUCGGGAUCCGAGAUUCCCUGAAUAUACCGAAGAUUCACAGCCUCCUCCACUAUGCUGAAUCCAUCCGACUCUACGGCACAACAGACAAUUACAACACCGAAGCCUUCGAGAGGCUACACAUUGAUUUCGCAAAAGAUGCAUGGCGCGCAACGAAUCAUCGCGACGAGUUCCCGCAGAUGGUCAAGUGGAUCUCGCGUCGGGAAAAAAUCACUAUGUACGAGGAGCGUCACCGUGCUCCGGCAUUCAAGAACGCGCUCCUUCGACUCAUCAAUGACUUACAGCCAGAAGAACUCAGAAUCGGCCGACGCCACUUGGAAGAGACAUGGGUACCGUUCGACCGUGUUGACGUCUACCAUAAAUUCCGGUUCAAGCGUUACGAACUGCUGGAUGGCAAGGAUGAAAUGGAUGAAGUGAAGGCGGUCCCUGCCACGAGGCAGGGUCGGAAGAAUCGAUUCGAUACCAUCAUCGCGUUGCAAAAUGAAGAGGCAGAGUCAACAGGCAUCAGAGGUACUAGAGCCGGAAGGGUCAAAGUAAUCUUCACAUUGCCCAGGAAGUUGUCCGCCGUCCAUGGAAAUGGUCCUGCCCCUUCGUGGUGGCCAAAAGGACCACUCGCUUAUGUCGAGUGGUACGCCCCGUUCUCUAGUGCCGCCGACCCAACUCAUCUUAUGUACACCGUGCGCAAAUCCGCUCCUCGCGCCGACGGCUUACCCCACGCCUCGAUCAUACCCCUCGAACAAAUCACUCAAUCUUGCCAGCUAUUGCCAUCUUUCCCGGAGGGCCCCAAUGGCGUGGUUCCCGACAACUGGACGUCAGACAACGUCUUGGACCUCGCGCGAACUUUCUACUUGAAUAAUUGGGCAAGCAUGUACAGCUAUCAAACACUUUGGUAG